This is a messenger RNA of Pyricularia oryzae 70-15, 1957 nucleotides long. RefSeq lists its product as uncharacterized. Gene Ontology annotation, biological process: biosynthetic process. The record is from RefSeq and is a predicted model, not a curated record. Gene Ontology annotation, molecular function: pyridoxal phosphate binding. The transcript has 6 exons. Bases 81 to 1493 code for a protein of 470 amino acids. NCBI's taxonomy places the organism in Eukaryota, Fungi, Ascomycota, Sordariomycetes, Magnaporthales, Pyriculariaceae.
UACCAAAACCAGGACCACCGCCCAAAUUCCCUCAUCUGCGAGGUUUUCCUUCUCGUUUACCUGGCUGGUGAGUCGCAAUCAUGUUCAGCAACCGCAAGUUCAGUAUCAACCGGAACACGGGAGUUCCAAAGCCCUCGCGGCGCUUCUCCCUUGCGGAACCCAGCGCGAACGAGGCUGGAUCAAAGAUCCACAGGCAGUUCCGUGCCGCCCACGAAGGCCAUCUUCCUCAUGCCGGCCUCGAUCCCACUCGAGCCUCGACCGGUGUCGUCUGGUGUACCGAGCGCGCAACCGAGUAUGGCUUCAUGGAGGAGCCCGAAAAGUGGGCAAACCUGGGCCAGGGUGCCCCCGAGGUAGAAGACGAGAUCGAGGGCUGCUUCAAGCGUCCCACGAGCGUCGACGUCACCCUCAACAGCCGCGAGUACGGCCCUACCGCCGGCAUCAAGCCCCUGAGGGAGGCCGUCGCCCACCUGUACAACGAGAUGCACCGCAAGGGCCAGGACAGCCUCUACACCUGGGAGAACGUCGCCAUCGUGCCCGGUGGCCGUGCUGGUCUGAUCCGUAUCGCUGCCGUGCUCAACAACUCGUACCUGUCCUUCUUCAUCCCCGACUACACGGCCUACAAUGAGAUGUUGUCGCUCUUCAAGGACAUUGCCGCCAUCCCUGUGCCCCUGUCCGAGGACGAUGGCUACCACAUCAACCCCGACAAGAUCGCCGAGGAAAUCGCCCGUGGUACCGGUGUCAUUUUGACCUCGAACCCCCGUAACCCUACCGGCAGGGUCGUCUCCAACCCCGAGCUGGCUGAGAUUCAAGAUCUGUGCCGUGACCGUGCUACUUUUAUCUCGGAUGAGUUUUACUCCGGAUACAACUACACCAGCGACUGCGAUGGAACCACCAUCAGCGCUGCCGAAAACGUUCUUGAUGUCGACGAUGACGACGUGCUCAUCAUUGACGGUCUGACCAAGCGCUUCCGUCUUCCCGGUUGGCGUGUGGCCUGGAUCCUGGGCCCCAAGGAAUUCAUCAAGGCCAUCGGCUCGUGCGGCUCCUACCUUGACGGUGGCACCAACGUCGCCUUCCAGGAGGCGGCCAUCCCCAUGCUGGAGCCCAGCCUGGUCAAGGCCGAGAUGAAGGCCCUGCAGAGCCACUUCCGCGACAAGCGCGACUACGUGGUCAAGCGCCUGCGCGACAUGGGCUUCACCAUCAAGUUCGUGCCCGACUCGACCUUUUACCUGUGGCUCAACCUCGAAGGCCUGCCCAAGCCCAUCGAGGACGGCCUCAACUUCUUCCAGGCCUGCCUCGAGGAGAAGGUCAUUGUCGUGCCCGGCAUCUUCUUCGACCUGAACCCCGCCCGCCGUCGUGACCUGUUCGACUCGCCCUGCCACCACUUUGUCCGCUUCUCCUACGGUCCCAAGAUGGAGACUUUGAAGCUGGGUUGUGAUGGUAUCGAGAGGGUUGUCAAAAAGUUCAAGGAUGCGCUCACCAUGACACAUGCCUAAGAGCUGUCGGUAGGUGAGACGAUAAGGUAUAGAACAAAAUACACGACUGAAGAAAUAUAUUUCCAUGAUUUUUUGGGAGUCAGCCAUUUUUGGUGCUUGCAUAUCCUCAAAUGUGAUCAUGAACGACUACUUCAACUUCAGCCUUGUUGUACCUUUGGUUUUAUUUCUUGGGAUAGCUACACCAGUGAUGUCUUGAUCAUGAAUUCAGAAAAGCGAGAUCGCUAUCACAUCAAUGACUGCAGUAGCUGCAUUUCUAUACCGGGGUGCUUAUAUCUAGUCUCGGUCUAUUUAUACCCAGAUGCAAAUAGUAAAGUUUAUCGUACAAUGGCACAGCCAUCCGCGAAUAAAGGGGGAAAAAAAGAGUUUACAAGUUGAGGGGUAUCGAAUCAAAACUAGCCACUAUCCAUCUGGAAAAGAAAACAGAAACACCAAGCAUAGAGAACAAAUUAUCAAGAUAACAGUCG